GCUGUACGGGGCGCAGUCUCAACAUCACUACGACUGGAUAACAACAACAAACCAGCGGCUCAGCGCUCUGUGGCCACUUACACAACUUUUUUCACGUGAAAGGCCUUUUCAGAAAGAUCAUUUUUAUCACUGUUGACUCAGAUUUUUACCGGCUUGGGAUGUAACUGUCAGUGUAGAGUUUGCGCCCAGGCGGAGCACUGUUUUCCCGGACAGAUUUAUCUCCUGUUCGCUCACAUUUCACAGGCGAAGCUACAACUUUUGAGGGGCGACAUAUUUUGCCGCUUUUACAUGACAUUGUAACACUUGGCUCCGUCACCUCUCGACCAUGGCGGAAGCGGCCCAGCAGCCACACCUGGUGGAAAUCGACCCGGAUUUUGAGCCCCUGCCGCGGCCCCGCUCCUGCACUUGGCCCUUGCCCCGACCGGAGUUCAUCAACCCGGGCGACUCCAACACGUCAUCGCCGGUGCCGUCUGUGAAGCAGGAGCCCGCCAGCAACGCCGAGUUCAUCAACAACCUGAGCCUGCUGGAGGAGUCCGAGGACUUCCCGGAGCAGAAACCUGUCAUCCUGUGCUCUGAUUUUCAGUGUCAGGAGAACUGCGUCCACCAGCAACCUCCACAGCAGCAGCAGCAGCAACAGCAGCAACAUCAGCAACAACAUCAGCACAAACAUCAGCAGCAGCAUCAGCAGCAGCAGCACCCGAACCCGCAACUCCCGCAUCAGCAGCAGCAGCAGCAGCAGCAGGUGCCUCUGCUCUCCUCCCCGGUCGGCUCCUCGUCCUCGGCGGCCGCGGCCGCAGCUGCCGCCGCUGCCCAAAGGAAGAGCAGCUCCUCCCGGCGAAACGCAUGGGGGAAUAUGUCAUAUGCAGACCUCAUAACCAAAGCUAUCGAAAGUUCUCCUGAGAACCGACUAACUCUGUCUCAGAUUUAUGACUGGAUGGUGAAGAGUGUGCCAUAUUUCAAGGACAAAGGAGACAGCAACAGCUCUGCAGGCUGGAAGAACUCCAUCAGACACAACCUGUCGCUGCACAGCCGCUUUGUCCGCGUCCAGAAUGAGGGGACGGGCAAGAGCUCGUGGUGGAUGUUAAACCCAGAGGGCGGGAAGAGCGGCAAGUCCCCGCGACGCAGAGCAGCCUCCAUGGACAACAACAGCAAGUUCACCAAGAGCAGAGGAAGAGCAGCCAAGAAAAAGCUGUCCCUGCAGGGCGGCCCUGACGGAGGCGCAGACAGCCCCGGCUCCUACUCUAAGUGGCCUGGCAGCCCCAACUCCCACAGCAACGAUGACUUUGAUGCAUGGAGCAGCUUCAGGCCUCGGACCAGCUCCAACGCGAGCACUCUGAGCGGCCGCCUCUCACCCUUCAUGCCUGAGGAUGAUCUCGGAGAGGCAGAUGUGCAUAUGGGCUACCCGGGACCCCCGGGGGCCAAAAUGACAGCCACGCUGCCCAGCCUCACGGAGAUGACUGGCUCUCUGGGACACAGUUCUGAGAAUGUUAUGGAAAACCUUCUGGACAACCUGAACUUGCUCUCGCCCAACAAUUCUCAAGUUGGAGGAGGAGCGACGACCCCCGGCUCCUCCCAGUCCUCCCCAUCUCCUAUGAUGCAGCCGAGCCCUGGGUACCCCACAUACAGCUCCCCCAGUAUGGUGACGCAGCCUCAGCAGGAGUAUCGCAAGUGUGUGUAUGGUCAAGCGGGAAUUAACACCCUGUCACCCAUGCCGCUGCAGACACUGCCAGAGAGUAAGCCCGGCUUCGGGCCGGGUUUGGGCCAGUACAGCUGCCCUGCAGGGCUCCUGAAGGAGCUGCUGACGUCAGAUACAGACCAGCACGGAGAGCUCAUGCCGUCAGUGGACACCGUGGUGUCUCAGUCCAGCGGAGGCUGCAUGUUGCCGCCAUACAGCAGCAGUCAACACGCAGCCAAACUCAUGGGAGGAGGAAACGGUCACCUGCACAGUCUCUCUCACACUCACCCCCACAAUGUGCACAGCCAAGCCCCCACCACGUCACCGGCUAUGAACGGCCGCUUGCUCAUGUCCCUGAGCCACAGCGGGGGCACCACGCGUUUGCCUACGGCCAAAAGCCCCAUGCAGAUGCCUUAUGGCCUCUCCAGCCACCUCGGUGGGGGAGGCAUGCCUGGCGGCUUCUGCCCUCUCAACACCAACGGAUACGGUCGACCCGGCCUGGCACCACCCUCACACCCAGAGAAGCUGCCCAGCGACUUGGACGACAUGUCCAUCGAGAAGUUUGAGUUUGACAUGGAGACGGUCCUCCAUGACACUCUGAUGGACGGGGAUUCACUGGACUUCAACUUUGAGCCAAUGGUGACCCAACAGGGUUUCCCCCACGGGGUGAAGACCACCACACACAGCUGGGUGUCAGGGUAAAAAAAACUGUAGUACGAAAAAAGUUCUGUUCGUCCGGACUGUUGUUGUUGCUGUUUGGCAAAAGACAGAAUCAGAACUCAUCUGAGACAACAAAAAAAAUAAAAAUAUCGUAGGAUGUUUAAUCCUCAUCCCAACAUCAUCUGCGGUUUCUGUACCAUCAACAUUUCUGUUUCACAAAUACUCCAGCAGACUGAGACUGGUCACGAUCUGCUGAGGAUGCAACACCAUUAGAGCCCCCGAACUGAAGAAGAUGAAAUCAGAAUUAUUUUUGAAAUCUCACAUAUUCUGUACAAACUUAAGUGCCAAACAUUUUUGCCUUAACGUAAGAGCCAAACUGAAACACACCUCCUCUGGUUUCCUCACCAAGGUUAGAAAUACUAUACAGUGGUUUUGUCUGCGAGUGACACUGCCAACUCCAUCUCAUCAUCAGCAGCACAAUCUGUUUACUUUGUCUCCACAAUCAAACUUUUUGUAUGUACAGUUUAGGGAUAAUUGAUUACCACUACGGACAAAUUAUGAAGGUAAUCUGGCUCAUGGGUUCGUGGACUGACAUGAUGUAAAGUGAGAGACUUCUCAAGGGAUCCUCGGAUGAUGUUACAUAAUAACUCACUUUGUUAUCGCCUGAAUGUACAUAAUGUCAUCAUACCGUUUGUAAAAUCAGGUCUUGUAGUGUAUUUUAUAAGACUGUAAAUAGUGUUUACAGAAUGGAAGCAAAAAUUAAGGCAGCAGAAAUGAGCUCACAAAGAAAACUGGAUCAGAUUCUUUCAAACGCACGUUGAGUGGACGGAUCUGUGCUUUGAGAAUCCUUCUCAAUCAGGCUGUAAAAUGGUAAUACACUCUCUGAUUUGUUGUACAUACAUUACGAAUGUAUAUUAAAAUGAUGUAGUAGGUGUUUACUAGAUUUAGUAUAUAUUUGAGACCUAAAUUAUUUGUGGUUUAAUAUAGAUUUAUGCUGGUGCAUAACCUGCGCUCGGAUGUCAGAAUUGUCCUGAGCCGUUCGUCACUCUGAACCUUAAUACCACAGGGGCCUAUUUAUUGUGCCUAACAGAGUAGACUGCAGGCUUGAAGGGUUUUAUAUUGUAAAUGUCUACGGUCCAGAAGAUACUCAAAUCCAGCAGCCUUGAAGAGAAGUACAGUGAAUUCUUUAUUUUCAGCUCCCUGCUUUCAUAAGAAGAAGCGAGCAGGCUGCAGGUGUUUCCUGAGCGCUUAGGAGGUCGAGGCAGGUUGGAGAAAAGAUAUUCUCACACACACAAGGCUGAGUCCAAGACCUGCUAGAGAUUGCCAUUGAAGUCACUGUGAGAUACCAGCCGGUCCCCCUGUUCAGUUUCAGAACGUUUUCUUCUCUGUCUCAAAAGGUUAGCCUGACUGAUGUAAAACAGUACAGUAUGAUUCCUCUGAUGCCAUCUAUAGGAUCAGCUUUUUAAUGAGACUCCACUUUCAGUCUGCCCCUCCUACCUCUACCUGUCUCUGUGUCUUUUUAAACAUUUGAUAUAACGGUAACACGUGAUAGCUUGAUAGCUCCAGUCAUUUUUUUCUUUUUUUUUUCUUUUUAAUAACACGUUUAUUUUUGAAAGUUUCCCCUGAAAAGUGCUACUAAGUGUUAAGUAUCUUAUCUAGCUUGUAUAUUUGCAUUUUCCCACUUCUCCCACUUAUUGCUGUACUAACAAUGAGCUUGUCAGCCUGUCGAUGACUUGUUACGCAGAGUCACAUGUAGUGUGCAAGAUUGUGGCGACCUUUGUGAAGAUGGUGUGUGUAAACAUGGCUGCUUCUCAUGAAGUUGUCUGGUUCGGUGGCUAAAAGACCAAGUGGCUUAGAGAUAACUAAAACUGAAAACUGCCUAUUCGACAUUAAUGUUUAUUGAUUGAUUUAUACGGAAACCACAUAUAUCAGUGUGUGUCUGAUCAUGUGUUGGCAAGGACUGGGAGUAUGCAGGUUUUUUUUUUUAUU
Seriola dumerili (greater amberjack) is the source of this 4324-nucleotide messenger RNA. It is a transcript of the gene foxo1a, whose product is annotated as forkhead box protein O1-A-like. The transcript has 3 exons. Gene Ontology annotation, biological process: regulation of transcription by RNA polymerase II. The record is from RefSeq and is a predicted model, not a curated record. Bases 326 to 2377 code for a protein of 683 amino acids. Gene Ontology annotation, molecular function: DNA-binding transcription factor activity, RNA polymerase II-specific; RNA polymerase II cis-regulatory region sequence-specific DNA binding. Lineage: Eukaryota; Metazoa; Chordata; Actinopteri; Carangiformes; Carangidae. Gene Ontology annotation, cellular component: nucleus.